AACACACACACACUCUGAGCAGAGUCCGGGAAGUAGAGAGACGGAGACAAAGACCAACUGGUAGAGCAGCAGACAAAAGUAGAUGAAGAAAGAAGAAGUGAAGAGAAUGAAAGAAUCAUCAUCAGUGAUUCUUCAUCAACUGUCGUUGAAGUCUGUCUUUCAUCCUGAGAAGAAAAGGAUGAUCAGGUGCCUCCUCUUCCUGCUUCUCCUGACGUUGGCGACUGACGCUCAGGUUCUGUCUUUGUCACAAAUGUAUGGCAGCAUCAAAUCGCCAAAUUUCCCAGAGCCAUAUCCCAAUGAGACAGAACUGCGCUGGAAUGUCAGCAUUCCUGAAGGAUUCCGAGUCAAGUUGUACUUCACACACUUUGACCUAGAGCCGUCCUACCUGUGUGAGUACGACUUUGUCAAGGUGGAGGCAGAGAGGGAGGAGCUGGCAUUGUUCUGCGGGAAGGAGGAGAGCGACACUGAAGCUGUGCCCGCUCAGCAGGUCAUCACUUCACCCAGAAACUCCCUCAGCCUGCUCUUCUCCUCUGACUUCUCCAAUGAGCAGAGACAUUCAGGUUUCAUGGCUCACUACAGUGCAGAGGAUGUUGAUGAAUGCAGUGAUUCCAGUGAUGAAGAUCUGUUUUGUGAUCACUUCUGUCACAACUUCAUUGGAGGUUACUACUGCUCCUGUCGCUAUGGUUACCUGCUGCAUACAGACAAUCGUACCUGCAGAGUGGAGUGCAGCGAUGCUGUGUUCAGGGAACGCUCUGGUAUUCUCAGCAGUGUUGAUUUCCCGGCUCCGUAUCCAAAAAGCUCUGACUGUUUGUAUCGUAUUGAGGUGGAGCCUGGAUUUAAGAUCCGCCUCCAGUUUGACCCUAGCUUCAACGUCGAGGAUCAUCCUGACGUCAGGUGUCCUUACGACUACAUCAAGAUCACAGGGGGCAGCACUGAGCAGGGCCCUUUUUGUGGAGAUAAAUCCCCAGGAGUCAUUGAGGUGGACAGUAACGUGGCCUCUGUCGUCUUCCACAGUGACAACUCAGGAGAAAACCUGGGAUGGAGGUUGACGUACACAGCUAUAGGAAGUAAAUGCGUAGUACCUGAAAUCCAGCCCCACGCUCUGAUGAAUCCUGUCCAAUCAGAAUAUUCCUUUAAAGACCACAUUGUCUUCACCUGUGAGCCUGGAUUUCGACUGCUGAAGGAUGGACAGUAUCUGGACCAUUUCCAGAUCGACUGUGGUUCUAAUGGAUCCUGGACUAGUCGUCCUCCUCAGUGUCACAUGGUGGAUUGUGGGAGUCCAAAGGUGGUGGACCUGGCAGAGGUGGUUUUUGGGAACCACGACAACACCACUCGAUUUGGAUCGUCUGUCACGUACGUCUGUAGAGGGGACAUGAUGGAGCCAAGCACCAGCAACACGUCUUACACCUGUGGCCAGAAUGGAGAAUGGACAAAUGUAGAAGCAGGAGUCAAACUGCCCCGCUGUCUUCCAGCCUGUGGACGUCCCUCGCGUACCUUCCCCCCUCAGAUGAAGCGUAUCGUGGGAGGGCGGACUGCAGAGCCAGGCCUCUUCCCAUGGCAGGUCCUGCUCAGUGUUGAGGACCAGUCCAGAGUUCCAGAAGACCACUGGUUUGGUUCUGGAGCGCUGCUGUCUGAGUUCUGGGUCCUCACGGCAGCCCACGUUCUCAGGUCUCAGAGGAGAGAUGCUAGUGUGGUUCCUGUGGCACCAGAACACGUGAAGGUCUUCCUUGGUCUCCAUGACGCCAACAACAAACAUAAGGCUGACAGUCGCUCAGUGGACAAGGUGGUCCUCCAUCCACACUUCCAACCCAACAACUAUAAUAAUGACAUCGCCCUCAUAAGGCUGACUGAGGCAGUGGAGUUUAACAGUUACAUCCGACCUGUGUGUUUGCCCUCCCCCAAUGAUGAGCCUAACUCCUCGUCACUCCUACCUAACUCUCUGGGAGUUGUGGCUGGGUGGGGGAUCUCCAACCCUAACUCCACCUUUUCUUCUUCAUCCCCACCGACCUCCGUCACCACGGCGAACUUUGACCCCGGACUGACCUCUGACAUCCUACAGUACGUAAAGCUACCGGUGGUUUCUCAGGGCGAGUGUCGGGCCAGCUACUCCUCUCGCUCCGUCAGUUACAACAUCACAGACAACAUGUUCUGUGCUGGCUUCUUUGAAGGGGGGCGGGACACCUGCUUGGGUGACAGCGGAGGGGCGUUUGUGACAGAGGACCAGCUCACCCGGAGGUGGGUGGUGUCAGGGCUUGUGUCAUGGGGAGGCCCAGAAGAGUGUGGGAGUCGGCGGGUGUAUGGUGUUUACACUCGAGUGGCAUCAUAUGUGGAGUGGAUAGAGAAACACCUCCAGAUUUUCCCCUGAUGGUGAGACUCUGUAACAGCAGCAAAAAGGUGUGUCCAACUGAAAUGUGAGAUUUGACAGUACAAUGACGUUAGAAUGAUGUAAUGAUAUAACAGAACAUCACACGAAGUAAAAAAAGAAGUAAGAACACCAUAUAAAAGUAUGAUAUUUUUUCAA
Cynoglossus semilaevis (tongue sole) is the source of this 2521-nucleotide messenger RNA. It is a transcript of the gene masp1, whose product is annotated as MBL associated serine protease 1. Gene Ontology annotation, cellular component: extracellular region. Lineage: Eukaryota; Metazoa; Chordata; Actinopteri; Pleuronectiformes; Cynoglossidae. Gene Ontology annotation, biological process: complement activation; proteolysis. The record is from RefSeq and is a predicted model, not a curated record. Bases 83 to 2365 code for a protein of 760 amino acids. The transcript has 13 exons. Gene Ontology annotation, molecular function: serine-type endopeptidase activity; calcium ion binding.